Messenger RNA from Solea solea (common sole), 9883 nucleotides. RefSeq names its product plexin-A1-like. The record is from RefSeq and is a predicted model, not a curated record. Gene Ontology annotation, molecular function: protein binding; semaphorin receptor activity. NCBI's taxonomy places the organism in Eukaryota, Metazoa, Chordata, Actinopteri, Pleuronectiformes, Soleidae. Bases 387 to 6062 code for a protein of 1891 amino acids. Gene Ontology annotation, cellular component: semaphorin receptor complex. Gene Ontology annotation, biological process: regulation of cell shape; positive regulation of axonogenesis; regulation of cell migration. The transcript is spliced from 32 exons.
CAUUCACACGCAGGGAGCUGCCGGAGAGAGAACACCUCCACUCACUCCGCGACUCGAGUGGAAAAUUAUGUUCCCAAGUUUUGGAAUUUAAAACCAUGGCGAGGAUAUCUGGUCCCAGGAUCACCUGAAUCUGGCUCCCUCCUCACACCUCUAUGGAUGAUGUACCCAAAGACGGCUUGCAAGUCUAAAAGAAGGGCAGCACAUCAGUAGUUUUGUUCCCCUUCCCUUAUCCCUCUCUCUCCCCCAUAUUAUCUCCCUAUACCUUGACAAUAACGCAGAAGAGAAAGGGGAACCUGACUUGGUACUUGGUACCAGAGACUCCUCCUCCUCCUCCUCCUCCUCUCUUCUACCCAUUCCCCUAAGCCUUGCCUCCUGACAGCCCGGAUAUGUGUCCCCUAGCUGGCCGGGGGAACUUGUUUCUCCUCUUGGGGCUUUUGCUUAUGACAAGCUCAUCCUUAUGUGGCAGCCAACCUCCGCCCUUCAAACGAUUUACCCCUUCUGAGUGGGGGCUCACACAUCUGGCAAUACACAACAAAACUGGAGAGGUCUAUGUGGGAGCCAUCAAUUGGAUUUUCAAACUUUCAAGCAACCUGACCAAACUGCGCAACCACAUGACUGGCCCGGUUGUGGACAAUGAGAAGUGCUAUCCCCCGCCCAGUGUCCAGUCCUGCCCACACGACUUGGCCCAAACUCCCAAUGUGAAUAAACUUCUUCUUAUAGACUACGCACAGAACCGCCUCAUUGCCUGUGGAAGCACCUCACAGGGCAUCUGUCAAUUCCUUCGUCUAGAUGAUCUUUUUAAGCUCGGUGAGCCACACCAUCGCAAGGAGCACUACCUCUCCAGUGUGGCAGAGUCUGGUACCAUGUCUGGGGUGAUCAUAAGCUCUCCCCACAGUCCAACAAGCAAGCUAUUUAUUGGAACCCCCAUUGAUGGCAAGUCUGAAUACUUUCCAACACUGUCCAGCCGCAAGCUGAUGGAGAAUGAAGAAAAUGCCGACAUGUUCAGCUUUGUCUAUCAAGAUGAAUUUGUCUCUUCUCAGCUGAAGAUCCCCUCAGACACGCUGUCCAAGUUCCCUGCGUUUGACAUCUAUUAUGUGUACAGCUUCAGCAGUGAACAGUUUGUCUAUUAUCUGACGAUGCAGCUGGAUACCCAACUGACUUCCCCUGAUGCCAGCGGAGAGCAGUUCUUCACCUCCAAGAUUGUCCGCCUCUGCGUUGAUGACCCCAAAUUUUACUCCUACGUUGAGUUCCCCAUUGGUUGCACGAAAGAUGGAGUUGAGUACCGCCUGGUGCAGGACGCCUUCCUGGCUCGGCCAGGUCGGCAGCUGGCUAAGUCUCUGGGGAUCACUGAGAACGAAGACAUCCUCUUCACAGUCUUCUCUCAGGGUCAGAAGAAUCGGGCCAAACCACCCAAAGAGUCAGCUUUGUGCCUCUUCACCCUGAGGAGGAUAAAAGAGAAGAUUAAAGAAAGGAUUCAGUCCUGCUACAAGGGAGAUGGCAAACUUUCCUUACCCUGGCUGCUCAACAAGGAGCUUGCCUGCAUCAACUCGCCGUUGCAGAUAGACGACGACUUCUGCGGCCAGGACUUCAACCAGCCUCUGGGGGGAACCAGUACCAUCGAGGGCAUUCCCCUCUUCCUCGACAAAGAUGAUGGGAUGACUUCAGUAGCGGCAUACGACUACCGUGGCAACACUGUGGCUUUUGUCGGCACACGCAACGGCAAACUGAAGAAGAUCCUGGUGAACUCUGUGAAUCCCAACAGUCCUGCAGUGCUGUAUGAGAAGGUGACUGUAAGUGACGGAGGAAGUCCUUUACUCCGAGACAUGCUGUUCAGCCCCGACCAGCAGUACAUCUACACACUGACAGACAGACAGGUGGUGAGAGUUCCAGUGGAGAGCUGUGAGCAGUACACCACUUGUGGGGAGUGUUUGGGCUCCAGAGAUCCUCACUGUGGAUGGUGUGUCCUCCACAAUGUUUGUUCACGUAAGGACCGGUGUGAACGUGCAGGAGAACCCCAGAGGUUUGCCUCUGACCAGAGUCAGUGUGUGGAGCUCAGUGUGCAGCCUGGAAACAUCUCUGUCACCAUGUCGGAAGUCCAGCUGGUCCUCCAGGCACGUAACGUGCCCGAUCUGUCAGCGGGGGUCAACUGCUCCUUCGAGGACUACGUGGAGACGGAGGGACGGAUCCAGGGUGGACACAUCUUCUGCCUCUCUCCCUCCGUACGGGACGUCAUUCCGAUCACAAGGAACAAAGGUGACAAGCGCGUGGUGAAGCUCUACUUGAAAUCCAAGGAAACGGGCAAGAAGUUUGCCAGCGUCGACUUUGUCUUCUACAACUGCAGCGUCCACCAGUCUUGCCUUUCCUGUGUAAAUGGCUCCUUCCCAUGCCACUGGUGCAAGUACCGCCACAUGUGCACCCAGAAUGCCAACGACUGCUCUUUCCAGGAGGGACGCGUCAACAUCUCUGAGGACUGCCCCCAGAUCCUUCCCUCAACCCAGAUCUACAUCCCCGUCGGCGUCACCAAGCCGAUAACCUUGGCAGCGAAGAACCUGCCCCAGCCUCAGUCCGGACAGAGAAACUACGAGUGUGUCUUCCACAUCCAGGGGGAGACUCACAGUGUCCCUGCCCUGCGCUUCAACAGCACGUCCAUCCAGUGCCAGAAGACACCGUAUUCCUAUGAGGGCAAUGACAUCAGUGACCUGCCUGUGGACCUGUCUGUGGUGUGGAAUGGAAACUUUGUCAUUGACAAUCCCUACAACAUCAAAGCUCACCUGUAUAAGUGUUACGCACUGCGGGACAGCUGUGGGAUGUGUUUGAAGGCAAACCCCAGGUUUGAGUGCGGUUGGUGCGUACAGGAGAAGAAGUGCUCCCUGCGACAGGAGUGCACUCCCGUGGAGAGCACUUGGAUGCAUGCCACCACAGGAAACAGCCGCUGUUCACACCCUAAAAUCAUCAAGCUGUCUCCUGAGACGGGGCCCAGACAGGGAGGGACCAUGCUGACCAUCACAGGCGAGAACCUGGGUCUGCAGUUCAAAGACAUCCAGAAUGGAGUCCGAAUUGGCAAAGUGAUCUGCAUCCCUCAGGAGGACGAGUACAUCAGUGCUGAACAGAUUGUGUGUCGACUCAAUGAUGCAACAGGUUACAGGGUACAGGAGGCUCAGGUGGAAGUGUGUGUGAGGGACUGCCUUCACCCCGACUACAAAGCAGUCUCUACCAAGGCUUUCACCUUUGUGUCUCCCUACUUUACCCGAGUCCAUCCCUCCACGGGUCCACUGUCUGGAGGAACCAGGAUCACCAUUGACGGCAGUCAUCUUAACGCGGGUAGUGCUGUGUCUGUGAAGAUAGGACUUAACCCUUGUCGGUUUGAAAGGCGAAAUAGCAGGGAGAUAGUGUGCGUGACCCCGGCGGGUCUAGCUCCGGGAACGACCCCAGUGAUGGUGGACAUCAACUCUGCUGAGCUGAGGAACCCAGAGGUCAAGUUCAACUACACAGAUGAUCCCACCAUCCUCAAGAUUGAGCCUGACUGGAGUAUCGCCAGCGGAGGAACUAUGUUGACCAUUACUGGGACCAAUCUGGCAACCAUCAAGGAGCCGAAAAUGAGAGCCAAAUAUGGAUCUGCCAAGUCAGAGAAUAACUGUACGGUUGUCAACAACACCGUGAUGGUGUGUCUGGCGCCCUCCGUGGCCGGAUCCGACAAAGUCUUCUCUGAGGCCGGCACCAGUCCAGAUGAGAUUGGUUUUGUCAUGGAUGAUGUGCGCUCUGUGCUGGUGGUAAACGAGACUUUCAAUUUCCACCCGGACCCUGUGUUUGAACCUCUGAGCCCCUCAGGAAUGCUAGAGCUGAAGCCCAGUUCACCCCUCAUACUCAAGGGCCGUAACUUAAUCCCUGCAGCCCCAGGAAACACUAAGCUGAACUACACCGUGCUGAUUGGGGAGACACCCUGCGUUCUCACCCUGUCUGAGAGCCAGCUGUUGUGCGAAUGGCCUAACCUGACUGGAGAACACAAAGUCACUGUGCGUGUUGGAGGCUUUGAGUACUCACCAGGGACCCUGCAGAUCUAUUCUGACAGCCUGCUCACGCUGCCUGCCAUCAUCGGUAUCGGGGGAGGCGGUGGCCUGCUCCUGCUGGUUAUCAUUGUCGUGCUGAUAGCUUAUAAGAGGAAGUCACGUGAUGCUGACCGCACCCUCAAGCGACUUCAACUGCAGAUGGACAACCUGGAGUCCAGAGUCGCUCUUGAGUGCAAAGAGGCGUUUGCAGAACUGCAGACCGACAUCCACGAACUCACCCAGGAACUGGAUGGAGCAGGAAUCCCUUUCCUGGACUACCGCACCUAUGCCAUGAGGGUCCUCUUCCCUGGGAUAGAGGACCAUCCUGUGCUCAAGGAGAUGGAGGUACGGGUCCCCGCCAAUGUGGAGAAGGCCCUGACGUUGUUUGGCCAGCUGCUUACCAAAAAGCACUUCCUGCUUUCCUUUAUCCGCACUCUGGAGGCGCAGCGGUCCUUCUCCAUGCGAGACCGAGGCAACGUGGCCUCCCUCAUCAUGACGGCGCUGCAAGGGGAGAUGGAGUAUGCAACUGGUGUCCUCAAACAGCUACUGUCAGACCUCAUUGACAAAAAUCUGGAGAGCAAGAACCACCCCAAGCUCUUACUCAGAAGGACGGAGUCGGUCGCUGAGAAGAUGCUCACCAACUGGUUCACCUUCCUGCUCUACAAGUUCCUCAAGGAGUGUGCGGGUGAACCUCUCUUCAUGCUGUACUGUGCCAUGAAGCAGCAAAUGGAGAAGGGACCGAUCGACGCGAUCACAGGAGAAGCCCGCUACUCCCUCAGCGAGGACAAACUCAUCCGGCAGCAGAUUGACUACAAGACUCUGACGCUGCACUGUGUGAACCCAGAGAAUGAAAAUGCUCCAGAGGUGACAGUGAAGAGUCUGAACUGUGACACAGUGACGCAGGUGAAGGAGAAGCUGCUGGAUGCCGUGUACAAGGGUACACCAUACUCACAGAGACCUAAAGCCUCAGAUAUGGACCUGGAAUGGCGGCAGGGCAGGAUGGCUCGCAUCAUCCUGCAGGACGAGGACGUCACCACGAAGAUUGACAAUGACUGGAAGAGGCUCAACACCCUGGCUCACUACCAGGUGACAGAUGGCUCAGUGAUCGCCCUCGUGCCUAAACAGAACUCAGCCUACAACAUCUCCAACUCCUCCACCUUCACCAAGUCCCUCAGCAGAUACGGUACGAGAGAAGAGAGCAUGCUGAGGACGGCCAGCAGUCCAGACAGCUUGCGCUCCCGAACGCCCAUGAUCACCCCCGACCUUGAGAGCGGAACCAAACUGUGGCACCUGGUCAAGAACCACGACCACUCCGACCACAGGGAAGGGGACAGAGGGAGCAAGAUGGUCUCUGAGAUCUACCUGACCAGACUGCUGGCCACUAAGGGAACGCUCCAGAAGUUUGUAGACGACCUGUUUGAGACCAUCUUCAGCACAGCACACAGAGGCAGCGCCCUGCCCCUCGCCAUCAAAUACAUGUUUGACUUCUUGGACGAGCAGGCGGACAAACACUCCAUAUCAGACUCUGAUGUGCGGCACACGUGGAAGAGCAACUGUCUUCCGUUGCGGUUUUGGGUGAAUGUGAUCAAGAAUCCGCAGUUUGUGUUCGACAUCCACAAGAACAGCAUCACAGACGCCUGCUUAUCUGUGGUGGCUCAGACCUUCAUGGACUCGUGUUCAACAUCAGAGCAUAAACUGGGGAAGGACUCGCCCUCCAACAAGCUGCUCUACGCUAAAGACAUCCCCAACUACAAGAACUGGGUAGAAAGGUACUACUCUGACAUCUCGAGGAUGUCGGCCAUCAGUGACCAGGACAUGAGUGCCUACUUAGCAGAGCAGUCACGCCUCCACGCCAACCAGUUCAACAGCAUGUCGGCUCUGCACGAGAUCUACUCCUACAUUGUCAAGUACAAGGAUGAGAUCUUGUCGGCUUUGGAGCGGGACGAGCAGGCGAGGAGACAGAGACUGAGGAGCAAACUGGAGCAGGUCAUCGACACAAUGGCCCUGAGCAGCUGAGGACCAUCCAGCACCUCGCACCUCCUCCUCUUCACUCCUCGUCUCCAUUCGUCUCUCUCUCUCUCUCUCUCUCUCUCUCUCUCUCUAUCUCUCUCUCUCUCUCUCGCUCCUCUCUCGUAGAAAACAAACAAAACUGCAGCCCCCAACGACACAGACAAACUGCACAAGGACUGACGCAGUAUACUGAGAACCUGGGGAGGGGGCGGGGUUCGGCAGAGAUGGGCGGGCAUGUGUGCGCUUACAUGUGUAUGUGUGUGUUUGUGUGCGCGCCCUGGACAGUGUGAGACACUGGGACACUGGACUGUGGAGAAACUUGUCGACUGACAGCAUUUGAUUAUCGUGGAUGUUGGUGUCUUUGGUGGUUUGCUUGAUUUUGAUUUCAGGAGUUUUGUGCAGUGGUCACAAACACACAGUGGAAGCCUGAACAUGAACUCCACACACACACACAUGGCAUCCCUGUUCACAGGAUUGGACCAAUCUGUGCUGAGCCAAUGGAGACGAGGCUGUCAAGGUCACGUGACCCCGCCGGGGGUGUCACCGUUUUAAAGGUUGAUAGUUGUUGUUUUUUUUCCCUUUUUUCUUUUUUGUAUAAAUGUAAUCAACUGCCCACUCUCUGAUCUCUCGCCACUUGUAUUACUGCUGAAUUUGCACAAUUUACAGAAACGUUACAAAGGAAGACUAUAUAGAUAUUAUAUAUAAAAUACAGCUACGUUUUUAAAAGAAAGAUUAGGGAGCAAACAUUUGAGUUGUUUUCCUUCUCGUUUUAAAACAAACACAAUAAAAAAAAAACAUGAUUUGCUAUUUCAAGUACAAAAGGAGAAAAAAAAGAAAACCUACGUAGACAAAAGGAAAAAACUAUGAAAAAGAAACAAAAAAGUUGUACUGUGCCAUGUUUUCUUUGAAUGUUGUUUAGUGCAAAGACAUUUUGUUAGAUGGAAUGUGCUAUGAUUUUUUAAAAAUAUAAACAAUGCCUAGUGACUGAAAAAGAAUCGUUUGAGUAAUGAGUCCCAUUUUAGAUCCUUGUUGGAAGUAGCGGGAAAAGAGCGGCGACGCGGUGAUGACGUUGCUGCUCGUCCAAUCGGUGCAAUCGUUUGGUUUCAGGAAGCCAGAUAUUGUUGCUUUUACGGUGAGCGCACUGUCGUCUGGCUCUCAGGCUGGUUCUUUGGUUCAAGGGUCAGGAAGCGACAGCUCGGUGGUUCCCAAAGACUGGGUCGGGACCCACAGAUGUGUCAUUGGAGAUGUGUUUUUUAGGGUCCCUAAACAAAUUUUCCCAACCUUUUAGUUUAGAUGAAUGUGUAUAUGUUUGAAAUACCAAGUCUAAAAUGAAGUUGUAGUCCAAUGAUUUGAAUUUAAAUUCAAAACUAAUAUUAGGUGUCACAGAUGUGGCUGUAAAUGAAUGGACACAUUUGCUCUUGUCCUCAUCGAUGUUGUGAUUUGCUCACGAUAGUUUGCCACCUUCAAAAAAAACAAACAAAAAACAAAAAAAAAAAGUGGGUCCUCGUGUAGAAAGUUUGGGAGACACCGUAUUAUGGUGACUGAACAAUGAAGUAGCUACAUUGCACUACCGCAAAAUAUUCCCCAUCUGCUCUGAUUUGAAACACCGCAGCCACGGACGUCUUGAGUCUGUGAGGAUUGCGCGGGUCCAGGGUCCAGGGUCCAGGGUCGGUGGUUGUGCAGCGCGGGGGAUCUGUGGCAGCAAAGUCUCGCUGCUCUCACACUCUGUUUCCGUGGCUGCAGGAGCCUUGGUGAGGUCAGACGCAGCUUAGUGGAGUGAUGAAACAAAGUUUCCAGCCUAAAGCCGCCUUUUUUUUUUUUAAUCAUUUUCUCAACGUUAAUGCUCAAAUAAAAGAGGGGGAAAGGAAAAGAUAAAGUGAGUGUUUUCUCUCCACCUCUAACCUGUUCUAUUUCAGACAGGGAUUUUGCUUUUUUAUCCAUAAGGGGAGAACAAGAGGAUAGAACAAUUCAGAGGUGAGACACCUCUGCUCAUUAGCGACGCGAGGCUGAGUAAUCCUCCACUUAGCCCACGGCUCUUCUUUCAAAACUAGCCUAUUGCCAUGUGUGGCUUAAGCUUUUUUUUUUUAUUACUGCUCUCCUUAGAGGAUUCCUUUGUCUCUAUCGCUCUCUUCUUUUUUUUCUAAGUCAUGAUUUGUGGUGAGAAGUAAUUGUUUUAUUUUCUGCUUGCCAAAAAACCAAACUGUGGUCUGUAAAAAUGUUUUCGUUGAUGUUUUCAUUUGUAAAUUGUAUACUUUUCACCAUGAGCAAAAGCUAUAUGCCAUUUUUGUUUUAUCAUCAGGUUUGUCUUUUUAUUUUUCCACAUGUAAAUUGUACAUUCGACGGUACGCAGAAGACAAAAUUCUCUUUAGUUUGCCUGAAAGUUUUUUAAGUACUUGACGGAACUCGAGGUGUUUUUUUUUGUUUGUUUUUUUCCUGAUCUCAUGGAUCAAAAUGAGCAUCAGUUGUCUUUGUGAUGGAAAUGUGACCUGCUGCUUUAACCUCGUACCUUGUUUUUCUAUCAGAUAUUAGGGCUGUCAUUUUGUGCUGAUCAUGAAUGCUGUCAAUGUCUUGGGUUUCUUUUAAAAAGAGAACAAUCCUCUGUUACAUCUGGGGCUGAACCAUUUGGAAUAAAUAUCUGAUAGCGAUUUUUUUGACAGGAAUUACGAUCGCGAUAUCAGAGGGGAAUUUUUACAUCUUUAUUCUCAUUUACAUUUACAAUGAUGACUGUGUGAUACAGAUCUGUGAGAGAACGAUGUCCAAUAAGACGUGUAUAGAUGGAAGUCACAUCUGAAAAUAGGAAACACACAUCCUUCCAAAUUCAUGUUAAAGCUGCCAUUUUGUCUGAUGUGACUCUGUGCUCUGAGCCUAAGUUAAGUGAACGUCUGUUCGGACAUAAUGGUUUUUUUUUGUAUCAUCGGACAGCUCUGCUCGCAUUAGACGAGAAAUUACAGUUAAAAUCCUUUCUCUUGUUGCCAAAAUAUGCUUUGAACACCUCAUUCUCCUGGUUUUUGUCCAGCUGACCUUUCUGCUGUAUGUGAACAUGUCGCUGCUGUCACAGUUGAUCACACGGUAAAGAAAAGACAAAGACGGCUGCUGGUGCAGACUUCAGCAGUGCACAAACACAAGUGAAGGCUUCUUCUUCUUCUUCUUCUUCUUCUUCUUCUUCUUCUUCUUUUUAAAGACAAACAUUCUCAGUUAUUCUCAGGUUCAUGCUUUAUUUGGGUCGGGGUGUGUUUUUCUUGUUUGUUUUUUACUUGCCUUUUUAAGAGCGUCCACACACAAACUUUCCAGCUCUGUCCUUCAUUGUCAUAGCGGACAUCAUUGCAUGUUCCGAGGUCUGCUGUGUUUGCUGUGAUGUAGAGGAGCAGCGUCUGCUGCCGACCGUAGUUUGACAGAGUCGCCGGGAUGUUUUGCUGUUUUUAUGUCCAAUCAGAACAAAGGAACUCACGUGAAUUCACUGCCUACAGUUUCAGCACAAAGCCGCGUAUCUCAUGUUUAAUCCCCCAGCUCUACGGACAAACUAAGUCACACUUAUGCCUUUUUCCAAAACACCAUUCUGUUUUUUUGUUUUUGUUUUUCUCCCCCUGCUGUUCUCCAUUUCUGAAAAUGUGAUGUUUUUAUUUGUUUUUCAAAGAAGGAAAGUGCAUAUAGGCUCCUAGGAAAAGGCAAAGCAAAGGACUUUUAAUACUACAGACCUCAGACUUGAAGCGACUGUCACAAGUUUGCAGGUUCAACAUUCAUUGUGUAAAUAUUCUGUUAUUUCCUAUUUUGCAGAUUAACUACUUGUAAAUAAACACGCAUCAAGGAGAGAUUAAACAUUUUUUGCU